AAUUUUAGAUUUGCAUAUUCCGAUGAGACUGUUCUUAGACCUUGAAUGGUGGCGUGAAGAUGUCAUGACAUGAAGACUGUAUUCUUGAUUUCAGCCGCGUGAGGCCAACUCAGUUAUCAUACUCAUGGCUCAACCAACUGGACAAACAAUUUCCCAGACCACGGAUACCAGAUCUUGCAGCCAAAAUCUUCAAGAGAAGCUAGCUACGAAAAUGCACUGCUGAUGCUGAAACAUACGCCGAUUUCAACUGGGAUGAAGUUGGAUUUGGUAUGGUUCCAACAGAUUACAUGUACGUCAUGAAAUCCUCUGAAGGAGAGAGUUUUACUCAAGGGAACGUAACUCCUUUUGGAAACAUUGAGAUGAGCCCGUAUGCUGGAAUCUUAAACUAUGGACAGGGAUUGAUUGAAGGUCUGAAGGCAUACCGGAAGGAAGAUGGUCGUGUUUUGCUGUUUCGACCGGAACAGAAUGCUCAGCGGUUGAAGAUCGGUGCAGAGAGAAUGUGCAUGCCAUCGCCAUCUGUUGAGCAAUUUGUUGAAGCUGUAAAGCAAACAGUCAGGGCCAACAAGCAUUGGGUACCUCCCCAAGGUAAAGGGUCACUCUAUGUCAGGCCAUUGCUCAUUGGAAGUGGACCUGUUCUGGGUUUGUGUCCAGCACCGGAAUACACAUUCCUCAUGUAUGUUUGUCCCGUUGGCAAUUAUCAUAAGGGUCCCUUAAACUUGGUUGUUGAGGAUAAGCUCCAUCGUGCUACUCCGGGUGGAACUGGAGACAUCAAGGCUAUCACCAACUACUCACCGGUUUGCAAAGCACUAACUGAAGCAAGGGCCAAAGGAUUCUCUGAUGUCCUAUUCCUAGACGCAGUAACAAAAAAAUAUAUUGAGGAGGUUUCGACAUGUAAUAUUUUUAUUGUCAAGGAUGAUGUGAUUUCAACCCCAGCAAUAGUUGGAACAAUUCUGCCCGGAAUCACUCGAAAAAGCAUCAUUGAGAUUGCCCUUGAUUUUGGUUACCAGGUGUCUCUCUCUGAAACAUUGGUUUUUGUGAUCAGAUGGAAGGUAUGUUGCAGGCAAUUUGAUAAACAAGAGUUGAUUAAAAUUUGCCAAUUUGAUCAGGUGGAGGAACGUACAAUCCCGGUGGAGGAUUUGCUUGAAGCUGAUGAAGUUUUCUGUUCAGGGACUGUUGUGGUUAUAAGUCCCGUUGGUUCUAUAACCUACCAGGAUAAAAGGGUUGAAUACAAAACUGGAGCUGAAACGGUGUCUCAGAAACUGUACGUAAUGUUAACAGGAAUUCAAACAGGCCGUGUUGAGGACAAGAGAGGAUGGACUGUUGAAGUUGUUUGAGCCUCUUCCCUCUCAUCUACAGCAAAACUUUGUUUUGCUUUUUUUUCUUUAGACUAUGUUGUCUAGAAUAUGGCUUCUUCUAUUUUUUUUCAAGAAAAAUGCUAAAGUCAGGCAUACUUGGGGGAGGCCCCGUGCACGACGUCCAGCGUGUAUUACUGAAACGAAGCGUUUCAUAGAUCAAUCCCUCAAUCGCGUUCCUCACUAACACAACCUCAUGAAACGGUGCGUUUCAAUGGGAAAAAAAAAAAGGCCUAGCCCUUUGCACAUUGAGCCUCCUUCCAUGCAUGCGUAGAACCUCAAUUUCCCUUUGUCGAUUACAGAACCCCAAUCCCUCUGAUGAAUCUCGCGUCCCUCUCAAAAUUGCUUCCCUCUCAAGAUACAUAUACAGUUGCUAGUACAACCCAUCUUCGUCAACGUCAAAAAUGUUGAUUGCUGCAAAAGUAAGAACAGAGCUUCAAAAGGUCGCCUUUUGUAACCACUACAGCCUCCACCCAUUUUUCAGCCCCCUUUUAACUGCUACAGUCUCUGCAACUUCCUCUACCUAUCUCUCCUCUUAAGGUUGUACACAUAUACAUAAGUUCUCUCAAUAUUUUUCUACAUCUCUAUGCAUCCACUGGUGUAUUUUUUUCACAUUCAUUCUCGCUCGUCACGUUUAUUGUUCGCCGAGUAUGUACUAGUUUCCAGUUCCUUUUUGUCUAACUUUCACUUCACUUUUUAGAUUAUUUUUUCAUAUUUUUUGGUUUAUAAGAUAUUCACUUUUGUAGCAGAAUUUAGCUUAAACAUUUCGUUUGUUGAGAUA
Molecule: messenger RNA, 2133 nt
Organism: Carya illinoinensis
Lineage: Eukaryota; Viridiplantae; Streptophyta; Magnoliopsida; Fagales; Juglandaceae
Product: branched-chain amino acid aminotransferase 2, chloroplastic-like
Exons: 10
Coding region: 270-1334 (354 amino acids)
Biological process (GO): branched-chain amino acid metabolic process
Molecular function (GO): branched-chain-amino-acid:2-oxoglutarate transaminase activity
Source: RefSeq, a predicted model, not a curated record